Messenger RNA from Glycine soja, 1052 nucleotides. RefSeq lists its product as uncharacterized. The transcript has a single exon. NCBI's taxonomy places the organism in Eukaryota, Viridiplantae, Streptophyta, Magnoliopsida, Fabales, Fabaceae. The coding region runs from base 404 to 763 and encodes 119 amino acids. The record is from RefSeq and is a predicted model, not a curated record.
GAAAGGGCCAGAGCAAAGGUCCCUCCGACCAGCCUUGUCAUAUUUUCCACUGCCAAUGUCCCUUAGAACAUGGAGGAAAUUAUGGCAUUUCCCAAUCUUAAACUCUCUCUCUCUCUCCUCACACCAUAAAAGCCCUCAUUGAACAACAACAAGCACUUCCUACUUCCAGUCCUUCAAGCAACAAAACCAUCAAUCCCAAGUGAGCAAACUCAGCAUGCUACACACAAGUAAAUAAACAAGACCACCUCAAUCAUUGUGGUCGAAUCCAACCAAAGCAAAGCCAAAUACUUUGCCCUUCUUGGUCACUCACCACCACCCUUUUGCAUGUUUAAAGGAGAAGGAUUCUCAUCUUUAGAAAGAAAAAAAAAAAGACAACAAAAAAGUUGAAAGAGUUUAUAAAGAGAUGGAGAUUGAGUCAGUGAAGUGCGAGUGUUGUGGAUUGAAGGAGGAUUGCACCCAAGACUACAUCAGCGAAGUGAAGUCCAAGUUUGAUGGGAAAUGGUUGUGUGGGUUGUGCUCAGAAGCAGUGAGAGAUGAAGUGAGCCAUGGAGGAAAAAAGGCAUCAGCUAUGGAUGAAGCUGUGAAGGCUCACAUGUCAUUUUGCCGUAAGUUCAAAUCAAACCCUGCAGUUAGAGUUGCAGAAGGGAUGAGGCAGAUGCUACGGAGAAGGUCUGACUUGUCAUCUUCUCCAUCUUCAUCAAAGAAGUACACAAGGUCAAGCAGCACUUCUCAAGUGGGAGAUUCUUCAAGUUUCCAUUUGUAGUAAUGAGAGAAACAGAGGAUGGGAACCGGGCAGAGGCAGAGGAGACUCUGCUUUGGUUGGAAUAAAAAGUUGAUAGGUUUAGUUUUUUUUUCUUCUUCUUGUCAUGUACAGGAAGUGCCAUUUCAGUCUUUUCUUCUGUUUUAUUUUUUAUUUUUUCAAGUAAUCUCUAGUUUGGUAUCUCUAAUCCUCUUUGUCGUCUCUUUGUUUACUUUCUUGGCUAACUAGAGACCUAGUUUUCAAGAAGAAAAAAAUGAAAAGAUGAUCUCAAUCAACUUUGUCUCCUUCAAAA